UGCUUUUGUUUUUCAAAAAUCCUGUUACAUCACCAUGGAAACCAGGUGCCAGGAGGGCGGGAUGGACGUGGUGUAUUUUGAGGACAGGGGCGGGGCCAAGCUCAAGCUACAGGUGGUAGAUGGCAGGUAUUUCCCGGCUUUUCCCCCUGACGUCAUCAAAAACAUGCGCGCGCUGAAGAUACGGGGCGAUGACGUCAUACUGGUCGGUUACGUCAAGGCUGGCACACACUGGGUAUGGGAGAUCACUCGCAUGCUCCUGGCUAACACGACAGACGUCAAACUCCAGGAGAAGGACGACUGCAUGAUCGAAGACACGGCCCAGUACGUGCUGGAUGCUCUCCCCUCCCCGCGCGUCCUCAACACGCAUGUCCUGUUUGAUCAACUUCCGGUCGAGGUGUUGACCCAGAAGCCGAAAAUAAUUUACCUGACGAGAAACCCCAAAGACACGGCGGUCUCCUUGUACCACCAUAACAGGAAACUGUGGGACUACUACUUCUACGACGGGAAGUUAGAAGAUUAUAUCCAUUUAUUUUUAGAAGGAAAAGGUGAAAAUUUUGCGUCAUCAUUUUAUGUGUUGUUAUUCCAAGUGACCUACGGCUCCUGGUUCGACCAUAUACGCUCGUGGGGAACUGUUUUAAAGGAACGACCAGAACUGGAUAUACUAGAAGUUAACUACGAAGAUCUGUCGGAGUUUGAUCAUUCAGCCUUUGACCAUUCAGCCUUUGACCAACAGGACCCACUGAAGAAGAUACGUCAGAUCGCGUCCUUCCUUGGCGUCUCGCCCACAGAAGAACUCGUUGCUCGGAUCGACUCGGCCUGUUCUAUUAAUAGCAUGCGCGAGCGCAAAGGUGGAUUCUAUGCCGACUCUCAAGGUCACUCCAUCAUGUACAGAAAAGGCUUGGUUGGAGACUGGAGAAACGAAUUCACAGCAGAGGUCAAUGACCUGUUUGAUGGAGUGCUGAAAGAGAAACUGGUCGAUUUGCAGAACUGUGGUUUACAUUGGAGGUUCCAGUUGGAUCAGUAACAGGGGCUGUGGUUUACA
Molecule: messenger RNA, 1042 nt
Organism: Physella acuta
Lineage: Eukaryota; Metazoa; Mollusca; Gastropoda; Physidae
Product: sulfotransferase 1B1-like
Molecular function (GO): sulfotransferase activity
Source: RefSeq, a predicted model, not a curated record